CCAAUCCGUUUUGGGAAGGCGGGGUUGAAUAUAUGAUUUGAGACCGGUUACGUAAGUUCCGAAGUUAUUUUCGAAAUGAGUUUCAACUACGGCCAGGGCUAUCCAGGACCAACUGGAGGUGGUAACUUCCCUCAUCAGCACCCACCUCCAGGUGCUCCGUAUGGGGUUAGCGCUCCACCCGGUGGCCCCUCUCCCCACGGAUCUCAAUACGGGGGAACCGCUCCCACAUCUGCACCCCCAGGACAAUAUGGAGGCUCGGCCCCGUCUGGGUAUGCGCCAUAUGGGGGUGCGGCUGUCCCUCCAGGGGGUCAGUAUGCUGGAGGUGCCGUUCCAGGAGGACCCUAUGGGGGGUACGGAGCCCCAGGACAGGGGGGGCAGUUUAGGCCAGGACCUGGGGGAGCACCAGGGGCCCCAUAUGGAGGAGGGCAGGCCCCUGGGGGGCCUUAUGGUGGAGGUUAUGGAGGACAGCCCCAGGGAGGGCCCUAUGGACAACAAGCCCCAACAGGUAACAUUCCUCCUGGAGUGAAUCCGGAAGCUCACCAGUGGUUCCAGACAGUGGACACGGAUCACAGUGGCUCCAUCAGCCUGAAGGAGCUGAAACAAGCCCUGGUGAACUCCAACUGGUCAGCCUUCAACGAUGAAACGUGCCUCCUCAUGAUCAACAUGUUUGACAAGACCAAGUCUGGUCGUAUGGACCUUUUCGGGUUUUCCGCCCUGUGGGUUUUCAUGCAACAGUGGAGACAGCUGUUCCAGCAGUAUGACAGAGACCGUUCCGGCUGUAUCAAUGGAACCGAACUGCACCAAGCCCUGUCCCAGAUGGGUUAUAACCUGAGUCCCCAGUUCACUGACACGGUGGUGGCUAAGUAUGCCGUGCGGCCCGGCCAGCCAGCCUCCAUACAGCUGGACAGGUUUAUCCAGGUGUGCACCCAGCUGCAGAGCAUGACCCAGGCCUUCAGGGAGAAGGACUCUUCCAUGACAGGAAACAUACGCAUGAGCUACGAAGACUUCCUCUCUACCACCGUUAGUAGGCUGAUGUGAGGAUGCCGAUGGAAAUGUCCACCGAUGACCCAGCGGUACGAAGGCCAAGUUAGCCCGAGUCCCUGAUCGGUUGUGCUAUGAUGCCUACUCCACCUUACAGCAGUGGAGUAGGUAAGAGAACAAGCAGAUCUGGGACUGGGCUAUACCAAGGGGCUACCUGAAGCCAACAUACCCUGAAAUAUUAAAGGUAAAUCAAGACAAUGAGGCUGUGGAAGAGAUAGGAGAUCCAGUUGUUAUCCGUUUCCAUGUCUUUGUUGUUGUAACAUAUUGUGUUUGACUGCAGUAGACUGCCUAAAUUAUGAUGAGGUGCCAAUAAAAGCAGUUACCUCUGUAGGUAUGUGCUUUGACCAACAUGCUCACAACCAGAAUGAGUGAGCAAUAAGGGCUUGAUAUUGCAUGGUUGAAAAUCAAUGUGCCAUUUAAACUUCGUGUCAGUUUGCUAGGGCCUGUUGCCAAAAUACGUUAAACCUCAUCACUGACAUGAAAGCAUGUCCCAUGGAUAUUUUCUCAUUUAAUCCAGAAGUAGGUUUAAGAUGGGUUAAUGGAAAGCGAAUCUGAAAGUGUACCUGGGUAACUUGCACAUGUAAAUUAUAUUUUAUACUUGGUAUGCUCAAUGUGCUGUUUUAUUGUGAAGACAAAUCAUGUUCUUUCGAGACAUAAUUACUUUUAUUGAAACAUUAUGGGAUUUUGGUUAUUUUGCUUAUUUGAAACAUGUUUAUAGUAUAACUGCAGUGCUUGAUAAUGGUGGUUGUAGCUAUGGUUGAUUUAUAAGUGCUGAUAAUCAGUGAUUUUUGUUUUUGAAGAAUUACAUUAACGACCAAUCUUUUUCAUGUCUUUUCAUUUGGGUAAUUUAGAAUAUUGUUUUUUUUACCACAUACUCUCACUAUAAUAAUAAAAUGUCAAAUGUU
This is a messenger RNA of Esox lucius (northern pike), 1946 nucleotides long. RefSeq names its product penta-EF-hand domain containing 1 (gene pef1). The record is from RefSeq and is a predicted model, not a curated record. Bases 76 to 1038 code for a protein of 320 amino acids. Gene Ontology annotation, molecular function: calcium ion binding. Gene Ontology annotation, biological process: COPII vesicle coat assembly. NCBI's taxonomy places the organism in Eukaryota, Metazoa, Chordata, Actinopteri, Esociformes, Esocidae. The transcript has 5 exons.